CCAGCGAAGAUCAAACUGGAUCGAGCUCUGCAAAUAAAAGACCGCUGUGAUCGAGAGCUUCAAGCUUUGUGUGAGUCCAAGCGCCGUCGCUACCGAACCCUUUCAUUAUUGGAUGGCCACGACGAGCUUAUACUACUGGAGCAGGAGAAGCCCAACGAGAGCCUAAUUCGAGAUAAACGGGAGUUGGAGCGCUUGAUGAGGAAACUUUCUUCUCCGGCUAUGAGUCAUUUUGCCUCCACUCAGUCCGAGUUCGUGCACCUUCUCCAGGGCUGCUCCGCUUGCAGCAACCGGUUGGCAUUUUGCGCUGCGUGUGCCGACAAGGCGUCCGAGUUCUUCAAUGGGUUCACGUCAGCCGAGCUUUUCGCUCUC
Phytophthora sojae is the source of this 369-nucleotide messenger RNA. RefSeq lists its product as hypothetical. The annotation marks the transcript as partial. The transcript is spliced from 2 exons. The record is from RefSeq and is a predicted model, not a curated record. NCBI's taxonomy places the organism in Eukaryota, Oomycota, Peronosporomycetes, Peronosporales, Peronosporaceae.